AUGUUGUUUGAUAUUUUACUUACGGUCUCCGAUGUUGUUGAAACAAAACCUUUAGCUGAACAGAAUGUUUAUAGAGGAUAUAGUCUUUUAUCUAUAAUUGAUUCAUCUCAUCUUUCAACAUUUGUCAUUGCUCUUGUUCUUAUUAUCUAUGGAAGUUUUCGUGCAUUAGAUCAUGAUAAAUCCAAAGAAUCCAUAUCCUCAAAUAAAUUUCUAUCAGAUUCAUUAUCAAAUGAUCAAGGUACAAAUUCACAUGUUAUCGAAACAAUGCAUGCUAUUGCUCUUCCUCUUGGUGCAUCAUUAUCUUUAAUAAUCAUGUUCUUCUUUUUUGAUUCACUUCAGACGAUCUUUAUUAUGUGUACAGCAAUUCUAUCAACAAUGGGUUUUGCUUAUCUUUUAACACCAUGUUGUCAAUUAAUACUUCGUCCAUGUUCUGAUAAUACAAAAAUUUCAUUUGGUUUUAUGGGUCGUUAUACAUUAUCAGAAAUCAUUGCAUUCAGUUUAUCAAUAGCUCUUGUUUUACUAUGGAUUAUUACUGGACAUUGGUUAUUUAUGGAUGUUAUUGCAACAGGUUUAUGUAUAUCGUUUAUUGCUCUUGUUCGAUUACCAAAUUUGAAAGUGUCAGCAUUAUUACUAUUAGGUUUAGUUAUAUAUGAUGUUUUCUGGGUAUAUUUCUCUCAUUAUAUAUUUACAACGAACGUUAUGGUUCGAGUUGCAACACGUGAAGCAGAAAAUCCUUUAACAACAAUUGCGCGAAAAUUUAAUUUUCAUCGAUAUAAUGCACCAAGACUUUCAUUACCUGGUAAAAUUGUUUUUCCAAGUAUGCAACAAAGUGGUCGAUUUUCGUUACUUGGUCUUGGAGAUAUAAUUAUGCCUGGACUUGUUCUUUGUUUUGUUUUACGUUUUGAAUCUCGAAAACGAACGAAUAAUUUAUAUAAUAAUGAUCCAUUAGCAUUAAUUAAUCGUUUAACAUAUUUUCAAUGUUCCUUAUUUGGUUAUUGUGCAGGUUUAAUAGCAGCAACUAUUUCAGCUGAAGUAUUUAAAUGUGCACAACCUGCACUUUUAUUUCUUGUUCCAUUUACAUUAAUACCAUUAUUAUUAAUCGCUCAUUUAAAGGGUGAUCUUAAUUCAAUGUGGUCGGAUCCAUUUGCUGAGAAUGGCGAGAUACCAUCUCCAUCGUGCAAAUUAUUAAAUGUUUAA
Molecule: messenger RNA, 1197 nt
Organism: Adineta steineri
Lineage: Eukaryota; Metazoa; Rotifera; Eurotatoria; Adinetida; Adinetidae
Source: the annotation of a GenBank genome assembly